Drosophila innubila is the source of this 1242-nucleotide messenger RNA. RefSeq names its product putative gustatory receptor 98b. Gene Ontology annotation, cellular component: neuronal cell body; membrane; dendrite. Gene Ontology annotation, molecular function: sweet taste receptor activity. Bases 1 to 1242 code for a protein of 413 amino acids. The transcript has 4 exons. The record is from RefSeq and is a predicted model, not a curated record. Gene Ontology annotation, biological process: sensory perception of taste. NCBI's taxonomy places the organism in Eukaryota, Metazoa, Arthropoda, Insecta, Diptera, Drosophilidae.
AUGAAGGGUCAACUGUUAGCUACAGCGCGUCCCUAUCUGCAGCUCUUCUCGCUCCUCAGCCUGACGCCGCCUCCUAGCAGCUACGAGAGAAGUCAUCAGAGCUGGCAAUGGAAGCUGUUGAUGCUCAUCUUCACCUGUUACACCUGCUGUACCUGCCUUCUGGGUGCCUAUAUUAGCUACGUCAACAUUACGAUACUUGAAGUCGAGAUUAAAGAGCUGAUGGUAGAGGACUUUACCUACGCUUUGGGCCUAUCUCAGAAGAUUAUCUACUUGUUUCUUUUGGUAACUAAUUCAGUUUAUAUGCUGAUCUAUUACCAUAAAUUGGGUCGCAUUUAUUGGGAAAUUUCUUCCUUUGAGCUGGAAAUCGAUGCAGCCUUUCAAUCAUUUGGCAGUCAACGAAAGCAUUCUAGCUUUCGAGUCUACCUCUUCACACGCAUCGGAUUGUGGGCCAUCUUUUUGUUCGUGGUUUUAUCGCGUCUUAAUAUUACUGAGUUCUCGAACUAUAUGGCCUGGCGCGACAAGAUUCUUACCGAGUACAUAUUGCUUAUGAUGCAAUUCAAAAGUCUUGAGUACACAUUGUUUGUGAUGUUAAUCCAGGAAUUACUGCUGCGUCUGCGUCAGAAGCUCAUUCAGAUCCAACAGGAACUGACAGUCUGCGAACAACAUGACCUACUUCAAGCGCUGGUUCAAGCUAUGCGAAAGAAUAAACACUUACUUGCUCGCAUUUGGAAGCUUGUGAGUGAAUUGGAAGAAUACUUUAUGUUGCCAAUGUUGCUGUUCUUUCUUUACAACGGUGUAAGCAUGCUGCACAUUGUAAGUUGGGCCUUCAUACAGGCGGUCAAUCCCAAGGAUUGCUGUCGUUACUUGCGCUUUGGACGCUUCCUGAUUUUGAUAUUUGAUCUCCUGAUACCCUGCUGGAUCAGUCACAACUGCAUAAAAACGUACAACAGUUUUAGUCGCAUCCUUCAUAAUAUUCGCUGUGGUUCUAGUCUGGUUACACCACAGCUUCUCAAGAUGAUCCUUAUGGAGUAUGCCUUGCAGAUGGAGCAUUUAAAAUUGAGAUUUACUUGCGGUGGCUUUUUCGAUAUUAAUCUCAAGUACUUUGCAGGCAUGGUUCUCACCAUCAUCAGCUAUACUACAAUAUUAAUACAGUUCAAGCUGCAGGCGAUGUUGGAGGCCAAACAGGCGGCUACGCAACGUUUGAGUUUAUCAAGCAACGAUAAAAGCUCAUUGAAUGCUUAA